AACACACACACACUCGCGCUCCUUGCGCAGAAGGAGUCGGACAUCUACUGGAAAGACUACUGGGAUUUCAAUAACAAAUCGACGAUAACAGGGAACCGACCUGUUCUUCCGUAUUGUUCUACUUCUGUGGAAGUCUGAUUAAAAAUAUCAUCGGGUUUUUGCUUUAAGCGUAUUUGGAUAACGCUUGAGGCCCACAGAGUUGCAGCAAUGAGUCAGUGGUUGGAGCUACAACAACUGGAUUCGAAGUAUUUGGAACAGGUCGACCAAUUGUACGAUGACAACUUUCCGAUGGCCAUCCGGCAGUACCUCAGCAGCUGGAUAGAAAGUCACGACUGGGACCACGUUGCAAAUGUGGAGAAUGAGUCUCUGGCCACCGUGAGGUUUCAUGAUCUUUUGACCCAGUUGGAUCACCAACACAGCCGCUUUGCGAUGGAGAAAGACUUCCUGAACCAGCACAACAUCCGCAAGAUCAAGAGGAACUUGCAGAGCCUCUUCCAAGACAAUCCUGUUACCAUGGCAAUGAUCAUCAGUAGGAACCUCAGCGAGGAAAGGAAGAUUCUGGCUGCUGCCCAACAGUCAGAAAGUCGAACCGAAAACACCCAAAACAACAUGAUCGUGGAGAAACAUCGAGAAAUGGAUGGAAGGGUGAAGGACGUAAAGAUGAAAGUACAGGAAACAGAGCAAACUAUCAAAAAUCUAGAAGACCUGCAAGACGAAUACGACUUCAAGAGCAAAACUCUACAAAGCAGAGAGGAACUGAACGGCACCAUUUCAAAGGAAGACCUGAACCGGGAGAGACUGACUAUCCGUGCCAUGUUUAUGAAACUCAACGAAACAAGAGUGAGUGCGAUCACUCAGAUGUCAGACGUGUUGAACAUUAUGGAUCCGUUGAUCUUGGAGCUAAUCUCAACAGAAUUGUCCGAAUGGAAGCGCCGUCAACAGAUGUUUUGCAUCGGUGGACUUACUAAUGUCUGCUUGGACCAGCUGCAGAACUGGUUUACUUCACUAGGAGAAUCUCUGCUUCAGCUCAGGCAGCAGCUCAAGAAGCUUCUGGAGCUGGAGCAGAAAUUCACAUACGAGAGCGAUCCCAUCACCCUCAUCAAAACCACUCUGGAAGACAGGAUCAUGUCCAACUUCAAAACCCUCAUUACAAACUCUCUGGUCGUGGAGCGACAGCCGUGCAUGCCGACACAACUACAAAGACCUUUGGUGCUCAAAACGGGCGUUCUGUUUACCCUCAAAUUACGGCUGCUCAUAAAACUUCAAGAAUUCAACCACACUGUUCGGGUGAAGGUGCAAUUUGAUAAGGACAUCGUUGAGAAACGGAAAGGGUUUCGCAUGUUUAACAUCUUGGGAACGGCUAUGAAGGUGAUGAACAUGGAGGAAUCCAAUGGGAUGGCAGCAGAAUUCCGUCAUCUGCAACUGAAAGAGAAGAAAGUUACCGGAAACAGAACAAGUGAGGGUCCUCUGAUCGUCACCGAAGAACUUCACUCCAUCACCUUUGAGGCUGAGCUCUGCUGGUCUGGAAUGGUCUUGAACUUUGAGACCUCGUCUCUGCCUAUAGUCGUGAUCUCCAACGUCAGUCAGCUGCCCAGUGGAUGGGCCUCCAUCAUGUGGUACAACAUGUUGACCUCUGAGCCAAAGAACCUUUCGUUCUUCGUGACUCCUCCUGCAGCCACGUGGGGGCAUCUAUCGGAGAUGCUGAGCUGGCAGUUCUCCUCCAUCACCAAACGAGGUCUUAAUCAAGAACAGUUAAACAUGCUGGGCUCUAAACUCCUCGGUCCUAAAUCGGUGAUGGAUCCUGAAGCUCAGAUUCCUUGGAACAGAUUCUGCAAGUCUGGCAGUGAGAAGAACUUCACCUUCUGGCUGUGGAUUGAAGGCAUUUUGGACCUAAUAAAGAGACACCUGCUGAGUCUGUGGGACGACGGCUGCAUAAUGGGCUUUGUGACCAAGGACCGAACUAAAGCUUUGCUCCACGACAAACUUCCCGGGACGUUUCUGUUGCGCUUCAGCGAGAGCAACCGAGACGGAGCCAUAACGUUCAGCUGGGUCGAACACGACGCAAACUACGAGCCGCAGAUUCGCUCCGUGGAGCCCUACACGAAGAAGGAACUCUCUGCCGUGUCACUUCCCGACAUCAUUCGCAACUAUCGCGUCAUGGCUGCCGACAACAUCCCGGAAAACCCUCUGCGCUUCCUGUUUCCCAAUAUACCCAAAGACGACGCUUUCAGAAAAUACUACUCCAAACCUACCGACAAGCAAGAACCAAUGGAUGUGGAUAAGAAGUUACACGAGGGAUACAUCAGCACCACUCUCAUCUCCAUCUCUGAAGUGGAAACACAAGAAUACAACGACACACUCAUGCCGAUGUCACCUGAGGUUUACGGCGAGCUGGAGCGCAUGAACCGAUAUGUUACCGAUAAGUUAACUUUUGAGCCCUCAGACCUGAGUUACAAUUAAGUGACCUGAAAGGACAGUUAAUGCAGAAAAAGUAGACACGUUUCCUUUAUUCUGUGUUUUUUUGGAAAUAACGCAAAUGAAAGAGGAACAUCUAGUUGAGGUAUAGCCAUUGUGUUUGGUAGUCCUCUCUUUUUCAUUGUAACGUUAUUAGAAAAACACUGUACACUGUCAACUAUAGUAUAAAGACAACCAAAUGGAUCGAAUUAACCCCAAUAGUAACGCUACUGUUACCUCAGCACUUAUUCUCAAAAACCUUUUAGACAAUGAAGUUGUAGCACUUCGUUGAGUAUAGCACUUCAUUUUCUGUCAAGUAACAGAGGAGAAAGUGAAUGAAAAAGCUAGAUAGAUGAAUUUCACACCAACUUAUUUUCUGUAACGAAAAAUAAACCUAGUUUUAAGACUGUUAAGAUUUUCUUUACUGUACUGCAAACAUUUAAUAUAAAUGAACUAUUGUAAUUUUAAAACAUUUAUAUAUAACAGCAGUACAUGUCGUAGUGGCUUCUCUUUUUUAAAUUCAAAUCUGAUUAUUGUAGUAAAAUCACUGAAAAUCAUGGGAAUGAACAACAAAACAUCCAAGCACGGAAACGUGCUGGACUGUCAAGAAAAAGUCAUAACGCCAAAACAAAAUGGUCCUACAAUAGGUUUUUUCGUUGAGCAAGUUUAAGAUUUGAAGUUUGAGUUUCUUCUGUUUGGUUUUGGGGAAAAAUAAUAAUAAUAAAAAAAGAAAACCCAAAGUUUCAUCCAGAAAGAAUUAAGAAAUGCAGGAGUUCAGGUCUCUUUAAACCUUUUAAGCUUGGAGGUGAAUAUGUGAAAAAAAAAAAAAAAAAAAAAAAAGAGAUGUUUUCUUUAAAAUUUUUCUGUAACUUACAGGUGCUCUGUUAGUAUUAUUUUCACUUCAUGUUGUCGUUUCUGCCGUUAUUGCACUGGAUUAUACUGCUGUUUAUUUGUUUUUGUCUUGUUUGUUUUGGACAUGAUCGAAAGUAAUUACUAUGGAAAUCCAUCUAGUUUGAUAAGCCAUAAAUAUUUGCACCUUAAAAACUUUCGGAGCAGGCCAGUGUGCAUUGGCAAAAAAACAGACGGUAAAACGACGGAAAAAUAAUAAUAAUAAUAUUUUAGAUAAAAAUAUCUAUUGAAUGGAUGCAUGUAAAAAAUGAAUAUCAAAAGCUAUGUUCAAAGACUUUAUUGUUUUUAUCUAGUAUUUCUUGUGUGAAAUAUAUUCAGUAGUACUGACAUAAAAUUUGAACAAAUCUACAGUAUAGCAUAGUUAAAUAAUAAAAGCAAAUUAAAGGAAAUUUCACAACGAUGCAAUACAUUCAUAGCAGUAAUAAACAAAUACAGGGAAAUAAAUCGUAACAGUUUUCUCCGCAAAAACAAUAAUUCGACUACAAGGAAUCGAACGAAGUUGAAUCCGUGACUUAUUUUUGUACUGUCGAGUCAUUUGGUUACAUUGCUUGGUUUUUUUUCCCAAUAAAUAGCAAUGAACAUCCACACGCACGUUACAAAACACACAUUCACAAUACGUCAACAAUAAUGUCCCACUAGAAAAUAUACACCAAUUUGAGUGACCCAGCUUUGGAGGUUUUUCAAGUAUACGCCGUCUUCUGUACUGUACAUUAGAACAAUCGUUGUGCUUUUCCGCAUACAACAUGUGCUUACAGACAUGAAACCAUUAGCUUCUGAAGGGACUUCCCAAAGUUACAUAACUGAUGGGACAAGUCUAGACUGCAUCUUGACCAUAGCAGUCAGCGUAAAUUUCCAGUGCAUUUUUGUUUGUUUAUUUUCAGCUUUCAAUCUUACUUGUCAUUUCACCAUGUACUAUAAAUAAAACUGAAAAUUGGACCUCA
Molecule: messenger RNA, 4304 nt
Organism: Labeo rohita (rohu)
Lineage: Eukaryota; Metazoa; Chordata; Actinopteri; Cypriniformes; Cyprinidae
Gene: stat1a
Product: signal transducer and activator of transcription 1a
Exons: 25
Coding region: 208-2460 (750 amino acids)
Biological process (GO): regulation of transcription by RNA polymerase II; type I interferon-mediated signaling pathway; regulation of cell population proliferation
Molecular function (GO): DNA-binding transcription factor activity, RNA polymerase II-specific; RNA polymerase II cis-regulatory region sequence-specific DNA binding
Source: RefSeq, a predicted model, not a curated record